AGGGUGAUCCAUCGCAGUAUAAAACCAGAGCCCGACCGCCGAGCACGCACUUGCAAGGAAAAACUCGGCUGUUUCACUAGUGACUAGACAUCUCCAGCGAAUAUGAGGGAAAUCGUGCAUCUCCAGGCCGGCCAGUGCGGUAACCAGAUCGGGGCCAAAUUCUGGGAGGUGAUCAGUGACGAGCAUGGCAUCGACCCGACCGGAACCUACCACGGGGACAGCGACCUGCAGCUGGACAGGAUCAAUGUUUACUACAACGAAGCUUCAGGUGGUAAAUACGUCCCCCGUGCGGUGCUGGUGGAUCUGGAGCCCGGCACCAUGGACUCCGUGAGAUCUGGACCUUUUGGCCAAGUCUUCAGGCCUGACAACUUUGUUUUUGGCCAAAGUGGUGCUGGCAACAACUGGGCCAAGGGUCACUACACGGAGGGAGCGGAGCUGGUGGACUCGGUGCUGGACGUGGUGAGGAAGGAGGCGGAGAGCUGCGACUGCCUGCAGGGCUUCCAGCUCACACACUCCCUGGGCGGCGGCACCGGCUCGGGCAUGGGCACCCUGCUCAUCAGCAAGAUCCGGGAGGAAUACCCUGACCGCAUCAUGAACACCUUCAGCGUGGUGCCGUCCCCUAAAGUGUCUGACACUGUAGUUGAGCCCUACAACGCUACGCUAUCGGUCCAUCAGCUGGUAGAAAACACAGAUGAGACCUAUUGCAUUGAUAACGAGGCGCUCUAUGAUAUCUGUUUCCGUACUCUGAAACUCACCACCCCCUCGUACGGUGACCUCAACCAUCUAGUCUCUGCCACCAUGAGUGGCGUCACCACCUGCCUCCGGUUCCCGGGGCAGCUCAACGCUGACCUGCGUAAGCUGGCCGUGAACAUGGUGCCAUUCCCUCGUCUGCACUUCUUCAUGCCGGGCUUUGCUCCCCUCACGAGUCGGGGCAGCCAGCAGUACAGGUCGCUGACCGUACCAGAGCUCACCCAGCAGAUGUUUGAUGCCAAAAACAUGAUGGCCGCCUGUGACCCGCGUCACGGCCGCUACCUGACGGUGGCCGCCAUCUUCCGCGGCCGCAUGUCUAUGAAGGAGGUAGACGAGCAGAUGCUUAACGUGCAGAACAAGAACAGCAGUUACUUUGUUGAAUGGAUCCCCAACAAUGUCAAGACCGCUGUCUGUGACAUUCCCCCCCGAGGCCUUAAGAUGGCCGCCACCUUCAUUGGCAACAGCACGGCCAUUCAGGAGCUGUUCAAGCGCAUCUCUGAGCAGUUCACUGCCAUGUUCAGGCGCAAGGCUUUCCUCCACUGGUACACCGGGGAGGGCAUGGAUGAGAUGGAGUUCACUGAGGCCGAGAGCAACAUGAACGACCUGGUGUCAGAGUACCAGCAGUACCAGGACGCCACGGCUGAAGAAGAGGGAGAGUUUGAGGAGGAGGGUGAGGAGGAUCUGGCCUAAACUUUCUGUUCUGACAAUGUUUAAGAAAAUGUGCAACCUCAUGUGUGUUCUCCAGUUUUCAAUGUUCUGAGGGGAUUGGGCCCAAACUUGCUGUUGACAUAAUCGUUCUACCUUUUCAAUGUUGACACCUGUCUGUUUCAAUGUUGAGUUGAGGAUGAUCUGGCCUGAUCGAUGAAGCAAAGGCCGUUGUUGUAACGUCUUCCUCACUCAAACACUUGUAUGUUGAGUUUUCUGUGUUCUCAAUAAAAGUUCUACUGCUCA
Messenger RNA from Cololabis saira (Pacific saury), 1701 nucleotides. RefSeq names its product tubulin beta-1 chain. The transcript is spliced from 4 exons. The coding region runs from base 103 to 1440 and encodes 445 amino acids. Gene Ontology annotation, biological process: microtubule cytoskeleton organization; mitotic cell cycle. Gene Ontology annotation, molecular function: structural constituent of cytoskeleton; GTP binding; GTPase activity. The record is from RefSeq and is a predicted model, not a curated record. Gene Ontology annotation, cellular component: microtubule; cytoplasm. Lineage: Eukaryota; Metazoa; Chordata; Actinopteri; Beloniformes; Belonidae.